Molecule: messenger RNA, 1042 nt
Organism: Ceratina calcarata
Lineage: Eukaryota; Metazoa; Arthropoda; Insecta; Hymenoptera; Apidae
Gene: ClpP
Product: Caseinolytic protease proteolytic subunit
Exons: 6
Coding region: 226-951 (241 amino acids)
Biological process (GO): protein quality control for misfolded or incompletely synthesized proteins
Cellular component (GO): endopeptidase Clp complex
Molecular function (GO): ATP-dependent peptidase activity; serine-type endopeptidase activity; ATPase binding
Source: RefSeq, a predicted model, not a curated record
UCAAUUUUUUCAAUUCUUUCUUCGAAAUGAAAAGCUGACGUUGACGCUGGUUCGGCGCCAUGGUUCCACAGCGGAUCCUAUGUGCACGCGGACUUAUAAUCCAUCGCACGCUCAACAAAUCGCAAUAUUGCAACGGGUCGUUCACAUGCGUUAUCUCCGACAGAAUAGAUUUGUAAUCAGAAGUAACGUGAGUUUAAUGAAAUCAGUAAACGCGAGAUUAUCAAAAUGUUAAGGAGGAUAAACAGUUUACUACACAUUUCUGUCCCUUGUCAGAAGAUAAGUAAAAGAUAUCUCAAUUUUGUACCUGUAGUCGUAGAACAAAGUGGAAGAGGAGAACGUGCAUAUGACAUUUACUCGCGUUUACUGAAAGAGAGGAUUAUCUGUCUAAUGGGCCCGAUUACAGACAACGUGUCUUCAGUAGUAAUUGCUCAGCUUCUGUUCCUUCAAUCAGAAAGUAGUAAAAAUCCAAUUCAUAUGUACAUUAAUUCACCUGGUGGAAGCGUAACAGCAGGACUUGGGAUAUAUGAUACCAUGCAGUAUGUCCUGCCUCCUGUUGCCACAUGGUGUGUAGGACAGGCUUGUUCAAUGGCCAGUUUAUUAUUAGCUGCAGGGACGAAAGGCAUGCGGCAUUCGUUGCCGAAUGCAAGGAUUAUGACACACCAGCCGUCAGGAGGGGUGUCUGGCCAAGCCACGGAUAUACAGAUACAAGCCUUAGAAAUAUUAAAACUUAAAAAGCAGAUUAAUAAUCUGUACGUAAAGCACACGGGCAUGGAGUUGGAUAAAAUAGAACGUAGCAUGGAAAGGGAUAAUUUCAUGAGCCCUACGGAAGCGAAGGAGUUCGGAAUUAUAGAUAAGGUACUGACACAUCCGAUGCAAGAGGAGGAGAAGCCGAGUACAAAAUUGCCCGAGGUCUCUCUUGAAAUCACCACCCAACCGCUUAACCAGCCUUGAUGUUAAAAGACACGUGGUUAAAAUUAUGAAAUUUUAUUAAAACAUGUAUUUAUCAAUAUUUAAAAAUAGUAAUAAAAUAUUUUUAAAACAA